Molecule: messenger RNA, 1558 nt
Organism: Rosa rugosa (rugosa rose)
Lineage: Eukaryota; Viridiplantae; Streptophyta; Magnoliopsida; Rosales; Rosaceae
Product: adenylyl-sulfate kinase 3-like
Exons: 7
Coding region: 327-1187 (286 amino acids)
Biological process (GO): sulfate assimilation
Molecular function (GO): adenylylsulfate kinase activity; ATP binding
Source: RefSeq, a predicted model, not a curated record
CCAAAAAAUUUGCGCACUUAUUCAUCCAAGCCCAGACGACGUCGCUUCCACGACAUCCCUGGGAAUCCGCACCACUCACAGAAGUCCCAUGUUAGUAUUUAUUUGAAAGGAGGAAUGUGACCGUUGGUUUUUCCCACUCUACGACGCCGUUCCGAACCCGACACAGUGAAACUCUCUCACCGCCACACACCCAUUCCUUUUCCUCCCUCCAAAAAAACAUAAAUUCCCCAAAAAACCCAAUCUAUAUAUAUCUUUCCUUUUGGGUCAUUCUUUCCACCCCGAUAUUCCAUUGUGUUGAAUUGUUGUGGAAUUGGGUUUUAUGAGAUAUGAAUGCCAGCCGGUUGCAAUGGGCAUCUUCCUCGCCUGCGCUGAGCACAGGGCUCGAAACGUCGUCGUCUUGUUCGAAGCUGGGUUUUGUGAACUUUCGCGGCGGCGGCGGCGGUUGUGGAGAUAGCUUGAAGACGAAGAAGGGUUUGUUUGUGAUAAAGGCGAUGGAUGUGGAGGGUUCGAGAACCGUGAAUUUGAAUGGGCACGCUGGGGAUUCAGAUAAAAAUGGGAGCUUGUUGUCUUCGAUUGGAAAUUCGACCAACAUUCAGUGGCACCAGUGCUCCGUGAAGAAAGAAGAUAGGGAAAAUAUGCUGAAACAGAAAGGGUGUGUUAUAUGGAUCACUGGGCUCAGUGGAUCAGGGAAGAGCACUGUGGCUUGUGCUUUGAGUGGGAUCUUGUACCGCAGGGGAAAGCUGGCUUAUGUUCUAGAUGGGGACAAUGUCAGGCAUGGCUUGAAUCGUGACCUUGGUUUUAAAGCAGAAGACCGUGCAGAGAACAUAAGGAGGAUUGGGGAGGUGGCGAAGCUGUUUGCCGAUGCUGGAGUCAUUUGUAUUGCUAGCUUGAUUUCUCCUUAUAGAAGGGAUCGUGAUGCCUGUCGUGCAUUAUUGCCUGCUGGAGAGUUUAUUGAGGUGUUCAUGGACAUUCCACUCCAUGUUUGUGAGGCCAGAGACCCCAAGGGACUAUAUAAGCUUGCACGUGCAGGGAAGAUCAAAGGUUUCACUGGGAUUGAUGAUCCAUAUGAGUCGCCACUAAAUUGUGAGAUAGCAUUAAGGCAUACAGGGGGAGAAUGUGCGUCCCCAUGCGAGAUGGCCGAAGAAGUGAUUUCUUACUUAGAAGAGAAGGGGUUCCUCCAGGCUUAAAAAGUUUCUGGUAUGCUUCCUUUGGCCAUCACAAGUAUGAUGUAUGCAGCAUGGGUCUUGCUUCUGGUGUCCUUAUUGGAGUUGAUCUUAACAGACAGAGACAAAAAUGACUUGUUUGAUUGGAUGUCAUGCUUUUGCGCCUUUCCAGACCUGAGAGAACUGUUGCAGUAUCAAUCCACAGACAGCAUUAACUGGUUAAUUAAUUAAUCCCUCAUAUUUCUUUUGCUCUCCAUUCUUCGUCCAGCAAGUAGCCCUAUUAUCUUUCUUUUGAUGUUAUUAGGAACCACAUUCUCCUCGUUGUAAAUAAUAAACUGGAGAUUUUUUUACAAACUUGAAGGAUCAAUAGUAGUUCGUAGAUCUUUUCUGGCACC